GCGCAGACGGCGGCAACGGCCGGUCCCGCCCCGCCCUCCCCAUGCUGGUGCUGCGCGCGGCUCGCAGGGCUGUUGGGCCACGGCUUGUCUUGAGGAUGACGUUGGGAGCAGAAAUUACUGGCCAGCUCAAAGCCUCUUCCUAUAUCACAUCAAACCGAAACCUUUUGAGAUGGGACCUGUCCCCAGAGCAAAUUAGAACAAGAACAGAAGAACUGAUCAGGAAGACAAAGCAUGUAUAUGACAGCGUUGGGAUGCUUAAUACUGAAGAAGUAACACAUGAGAACACUGUACAGGCUUUGGCAGAUAUAGAAGUGGAAUAUGCAGUGGAAAGAAGCAUGUUGGAUUUUCCACAGCAUGUCUCACCAGACAAAGAGGUGCGCUUAGCAAGCACAGAAGCUGAUAAAAAGCUUUCUAAUUUUGAUGUGGAGAUGAGCAUGAGAGAAGAUGUAUUUCAGAAGAUUGUUUAUUUGCAGCAAACCUGCAAUCUCAAAAAUAUAAAACCUGAAACAAAACGAUAUCUGGAGAAAUCAGUUCAAGUAGGAAAAAGGAAUGGACUCCAUCUUCCUAAAGAAGUGCAGAAUGAAAUAAAGACAAUGAAGAAAAAAUUGAGUGAGCUGUGCAUAGAUUUUAACAAAAACCUGAAUGAAGAAAAUACAUUUCUUGUAUUUUCUAAGCAAGAACUUGAAGGCCUUCCCGAUGACUUUAUUAAGAAUUUAGAGAAGACUGCAGAAGACAAGUAUAAAAUUACUUUAAAGUAUCCCCACUAUUUUCCUGUUAUGAAGAAGUGCUGCAUUUCAGAAACCAGGAGAAAGUUGGAAUCUGCCUUUAACACAAGAUGCAAAGAGGAGAACACAAAAAUUCUUCAGCAGUUGCUUCCACUAAGGGCAAAAGUAGCAGAGCUUCUUGGAUAUAAUACUCACGCCAACUUUGUCCUGGAAGUGAACACUGCAAAGAGCACAGAUAACGUAACAGCCUUCUUAGAUGAUUUGAGUAAGAAGCUAAAGCCGUUGGCUGAGGAAGAAAGUAAGUUCAUUCUGGAUUUGAAGCAAAAGGAGUGUGAAGAAAGAAACUUUGAUUAUGAUGGAAGAAUCAAUGCCUGGGAUCUUCACUAUUAUAUGAACAAAACACAAGAGCUGAAAUACUCCAUAGAUCAAGAGAAGCUGAAGGAAUACUUCCCAAUUGAGGCUGUUACAGAAGGCUUAUUGAGUAUCUACCAGGAGCUGCUUGGACUUGUAUUUGAGCAAGUAGAGGGUGCUCAUGUUUGGCAUGACAGCGUCACUCUUUAUACGGUAAAGGACAACUCAACAGGAGAAACUUUAGGGCAAUUCUAUUUGGACCUUUACCCCAGAGAGGGGAAGUAUGGACAUGCAGCAUGCUUUGGUCUCCAGCCUGGCUGCCUUCUGUCUGAUGGCAGCAGAAUGAUGUCUGUGGCUGCUCUGGUAACCAACUUUACACAACCAGCAUCAGAUCGCCCAUCAUUGCUGAGACAUGAUGAAGUGAAGACUUACUUCCAUGAAUUUGGUCAUGUAAUGCAUCAGAUAUGUGCACAGACUGAUUUUGCUAGGUUUAGUGGCACUAAUGUGGAAACAGACUUUGUAGAGGUACCUUCACAAAUGUUUGAGAACUGGGUAUGGGAAAAAGAACCACUACAACAAAUGUCAAGACAUUAUAAAGAUGAGAGCCACAUUGCAGACACUCUCCUUGAGAAACUUGCUGCCUCUAGACUGGCUAAUACAGGUCUUUUAACUCUCCGUCAGAUUGUUUUGAGCAAGGUUGAUCAGGCACUCCAUACAAAGCCAUCUAUUGACCCAGCAAAUGAAUAUGCUAAAAACUGCAUGGAGAUUCUAGGAAUACCUGCAACUCCAGGAACAAGCAUGCCAGCUACUUUUGGGCAUCUGGCAGGUGGUUAUGAUGGCCAGUACUAUGGAUACCUGUGGAGUGAAGUGUUUUCCAUGGACAUUUUCUAUAGCUGCUUUAAACAAGAGGGAAUAAUGAAUCCAAAGGCGGGGAUGAAAUACAGAAACCUUAUUUUGAAACCUGGAGGAUCAUUGGAUGGGAUGGAUAUGCUUCAAAAUUUCUUGGGGCGUAAACCAAGCCAGAGAGCUUUUCUAUUGAGUAAGGGAUUGUGUGUUCAGUAAAAUGAUGGUUCCUUUGUAAUGGCAUCUGAUUAUGAAAUAAGCUGGAAAUGUCAGUGUAUUUCACACCUUAACAUGUAUCAUUCUAGGUCACUUGGGUCACAUUUUGAUUUUUUUAAAUUGUAUUAAUAAUGUGACUUUUUAAUUGCAAAGGGCUAACAAAACUCAACACAUUGGAAAAAAAUCUGAGAUAUACACCAGCUGAGAAGUUUAGAUGGUGAUUUAUUUGUGAAUUGUUAUGAAAUAAUAUUAAUCAAUAUGGAGGUUUGCUGCCCUGUAUCUCUUUUAAUAGACACAUUUAAACUAUGUCUUGUGAUCAAAUUUUAAACUUGAGGGGGAGGAGGGAAGGAAGCACUACCAGCAAUAAAAGAAACAGAUGCAUUUUUAUUCUGUAUUCUUCUAUGGUACUGAUGGCUCACAAAUGUGUGUGCGGGAGAGAUGGUAUGUUUGCUUUCAUUGUGAUUUCGGCUCAGUCUAGCUUCCUGACAGAUUUCAAGACUGAGAGCCUUCUUCCAAACAGGUUUACAGCUGAGAUACUUGUGUGAUACCCUUAUAUUUUGUUAUGAUGCAUGUUAAAUUAUUGUACUGUUUAUGAAAUUAUACUAUGUGACUAAAAACUAAGACUAAUGUGAACUUUUCUUCAUUCAGGAGGAACAGGCAAAAUCUAUGAGCCUGGCAGUUCUACUACUUUUUUACUUUUUGUUGAUGAUCACAAGUCAGAUGUUUGUUUUCCCAAUUAUACUAACGAUGGCAAUUGCUAACAAGUCCUACCUGAACAAUUAUAAUGAUUUUAGUUGGUUUGUUAAAUAUUUUGGAAGAAAAAAAAACAUGCAGGCACACACACACACAUACAUAUAAAGGAAAGAAGAUGAAUACGUCCUCUGUGUGAUUGGUAAAAGUCAGUUCAGAAUUUUUACCGGUCCUAUCCAGUGUGGUAUGCAGAGGUGUCACAAAAAAAGCUUCAGAAGUUUCAUGAUUUCAGCUGUUUGAGUGUGAAAGUAACCCAGGAAUUAUUUUGCAGCUUUUCUGAAACAUCAGGGAAAAUGUCUUAUGAGCCAAUUCUACAUCCUGAAUAAAACUGCUAAUCCAA
This is a messenger RNA of Rhea pennata, 3225 nucleotides long. RefSeq names its product neurolysin (gene NLN). Bases 42 to 2138 code for a protein of 698 amino acids. The record is from RefSeq and is a predicted model, not a curated record. Gene Ontology annotation, molecular function: metalloendopeptidase activity. Gene Ontology annotation, cellular component: mitochondrial intermembrane space. Gene Ontology annotation, biological process: proteolysis; peptide metabolic process. NCBI's taxonomy places the organism in Eukaryota, Metazoa, Chordata, Aves, Rheiformes, Rheidae. The transcript has 13 exons.